GUACGCGCCGUCGCCUCCGCCCCGUCGCGCGUCGGCCCUGGGGACUGGUGUUUCCCUACAGCUACCAUGAGCAAGCGGAACCAGGUGUCCUACGUGAAGCCGGCCGAGCCGGCGUUCCUGUCCCGCUUCAAGCAGCGGAUCGGCUACCAGGAAGGACCUACGGUAGAGACCAAGAGAAUCCAGCCACAGCUCCCUGAGGAAGAUGGUGAGCACAGUGACAAAGAAGAUGAACAGCCCCAAGUGGUGGUUUUAAAAAAGGGACACCUGUCAGCUGAAGAAGUCAUGAAGAUUAAAGCGGAAAUAAAGGCUGCCAAAGCAGAUGAAGAACCACCUCCAGCCGAUGGGAAAAUUAUGUAUCGAAAACCAGUUAAGCGUCCCUCAGAUGAAAAAUAUUCAGGUUUAACAGCAAGCUCCAAAAAGAAGAAGACAAAUGAAGAUGAAGUCAAUAAGCAGGACUCAGUUAAAAAGAACUCACAGAAGCAAAUAAAAAACAGUAGCCUCCUUUCUUUUGGCAAUGAAGAUGAAGAUGAGUAAACAUUUUGAGCUCAGACUCCUUUGAAAGUAUGAGGUGCUUUUCAGAUAACUUUCUCCUAUUACAAAGAUACUAUAUGUUCAUUCUAGAAAAUACAGGAAAAACUAGUAAAAUGAAAACUAAGUCCAUCCAUUAAUACACCUCUGCCUUGAAAUGCCAGCUCUGCGGAAGUUAACUCCUGUUAAUGUUUUGUUAUUCCCCAUAUGUGGGUGUCUUUAUAUGUAAAUUAUAUUUUUGAAACAUAUUUGAUGUUGUAUUAUGAACAUUCUCCUACUUCUCAUUUAACAUUACAUUGUGAGCAUUUUCAAAAUGUAAAUUCAAGGGGCUGGCAUUGUGGCAUAGCAGGUAAAGUGGUGCACCACCUGUGACGCCAGCAUCCCAGAUGGGUGCGGGAUCCUGUUCCAGCUGCUCCACGCUGAUCUAGCUCUCUGCUGAAGGCCUGGAAAAAGCAGCAGAAGAUGGCCUGAGUGUUUGGGCCCCUGCCACCUUGUAGAAGACGUGGAUAAAGCUCCUGGCUCCUGGCUUCGGCCUGGCCUUGUCCUGGUCGUUAUGGCCAACUGGGGAGUGAACCAGUGGAUGGAAGAUCUCUGUAUCUCCCUCUCUCUUUGUAACUCUUUCAAAUAAGUACAUCUUUAAAAAUGUAUAUUAUGGCCGGUGCCGUGGCUCAACAGGCUAAUCCUCUGCCUUGCGGCACCGGCACACCAGGUUCUAGUCCCAGUCGGGGCGCCGGAUUCUGUCCCCGUUGCCCCUCUUCCAAGUCAACUCUCUGCUGUGGCCCAGGAGUGCAGUGGAGGGCGGCCAUUGGAGGGUGAACCAACGGCAAAGGAAGACCUUUCUCUCUGUCUCUCUCUCUCUCACUAUCCACUCUGCCUGUCAAAAAUUAAAAAUAAAAAAAAAGUAUAUUAAAAAUUACAUUUUGUCAUGUCAGUAAAUUUCAAAACCCUGACAUUAAUAGUUAGAGAAUUUCAUAAACAGCUUCCCUAUUGUAUGCUCCUCAUUAGUGGAGCUCCACUGUGGGUUGGGGAGAUGAUUUUAUGUGCCUGGUUAAGAAGACCUCCCCCAGCUCCUACCAAGUGCGCUGUGUGCCUCUGCUUCAUAAAGCUCCUGGGGGUGUACACACAGGACUGGCCUGGCAAGCAUGAGCCUUUCCCUCGGCCUCUAUCCUGUCUGGAGUACAGACAUGGGUAUGUCUGAUGAUUUCCUUAGAGUGAACUGCUAGAAGUUAAACUACUGGGUCAAAUUUAAAUAUUUGUAUAGCUGUUGAUAUUUAUUCCCAUAUUGCUUUCAGAGAAUUUUGCUGUUACUCUCUUAUGCACUAUCUGUAAGAGCCCACUUCGUAUCCAUGUUAGUAGUGCACUAGUCUUGUUGGUGCCAGGCUUUCAAGUUUGGUGAAUUGGAUAAACUGAGAGUAGCAUUUCACAUAGUUAAACUGCUCUACCAGGAGAGACUGAACUCUUUCCUACAUUAAUACACCAUUUUAUGUUUCUUUCUUUUUUUUUUUUUUUAAGAUACUCUUUCCUACAUUAAUGAAAGAGAGAGAGGUCUUCCAUCUACUGGUUCACUCCCCAAAUGGCUGCAGUGACUGGACUGGGACAGGCCAAAACCAGGAGCCAGGAGCCUCUUCUGGGUCUCCCAGGAGUUUGUAGGGGCCCAAGGGCUUGGGCCAUCUUCCACUGCUUUCCCAGGCCAUGGCAGAGAGCUGGAUCAGAAGUGGAGCAGCCAGGACUCAAACCAGCACCCAUAUGGGAUGCCAGCACUGUAGGUGGCAGCUUUACCUGCUAUGCCACAGCACCAGCUCCAUUAUAUUUCUUUUUUUAAUUAACUUCUUGGUCAUUUUCUACCAUCAUAGUCCUUAUUUUCUUACUAAUUUGUAACUUAUGUAAUCUAUCAAUCUUUCGUUCUGGCUCUCAGCCACUUUGUCAAAUAAAGAAUACUUUUUUUUUUACAUUUUAAACUUUAUUCCACUUAGAAUUAUUUUUCCUCAAAUCAUCAAUUGUCCUAGAACCAUAUCUAUUCCUCAUUUAUUUGAAAGACAUUAGAAUGCAGGAUUGGGGUUUUGGGGUAAAGAAGGGAGGGAAGCCUUAUAAAGCCUGAGCCAUUCCUUAUGAUUCCUCAAGACCCUGAUUAAUCCUAACAAUUCUCAUUAAUAAUCAACCGAAACUGGAGGCUUGUUACGAUCCCAUCCUUCACUGGCUACAUCCAUCUGAAGUUAAGAGUCUCAGAGCAUCCUAUCAUGAAUUUAGUGCCCCCAUCUCUACUUUAGGUACCUGAUGUAAAGAAUACCCAAAAGUGGUACACGUCAGGACAGCGCCAUGGUGUAGUAGGCUAAACCUCCACCUGCAGCGCCAGCAUCCCAUAUGGCCACUGGUUCGAGUCCCAGCUGCUCCUCUUCUGAUCCAGCUCUCUGCUAUGGCCUUGGAAAGCAGCAGAAGAUGGCCCAAGUCCUUGAGCCCCUGCAUCCACAUGGGAGACCUGGAAGAAGCUCCUAGCUCCUGGCUUCAGAUUGGCCCACCUCCGGCCGUUGGGGCCAUUUGGGGAGUGAACCAGCAGAUGGAAGACCCUUCUGUCUCUCCUUCUUUCUCUCUGUAACUCUACCUCUCAAAUAAAUAAAAGCUUAAAAAAUGUGCUGCAUGUGGGUCCAGAGUCCAUCUACAUCACACCAUCCUGAAUUCAUGCUGCAAUACUGUCUUUAAUGUAUGCUCACUUGUUAUGUAAGCCAGAGGUCCUCCUUGCCCCAUCUGGUCAUUGCUACAUCCAUUCUUGUCAAAUUAUACUGCUUUAAUUACUGUAAAUUGUUAUGUCUCUGUCUGGAGAUGGCAAUCUUGAAGGCAUGGACAUUGUCUCAUUCAUCACCAUGUCCACCUUCAGGACCCACAACAGUAGCUGGUAUAUUAAACAUAAUAAAUACACUUAGAAUGGAUGAGAGUGU
Lepus europaeus (European hare) is the source of this 3461-nucleotide messenger RNA. Its product is annotated as KIAA1143 ortholog. The transcript has 3 exons. NCBI's taxonomy places the organism in Eukaryota, Metazoa, Chordata, Mammalia, Lagomorpha, Leporidae. The coding region runs from base 67 to 534 and encodes 155 amino acids. The record is from RefSeq and is a predicted model, not a curated record.